AUGACACCUUAUUUGAUGGAUUCAUUGAAAGAGUUAGUCGAAGACAAAGAGGAAACCACACCAAAGGAGAAUUCCAAGGAACCGGUUCCUACUUUCACCACUCCACCCCCGUUUCCUAUCCGAUUUGCCAAGUCGAAGAAAGACUUGGAAUACAAGGAUAUUUGGGACAUCCUUAAGAAAGUACAAGCCAAUAUUCCACUCAUUGAAGCUAUUCGACAAAUUCCUCGCUAUGCAAAGUUCUUAAAGGAGUUGUGCAUGAAGAAGAAAGGGUUGAAAGGGAAUGAAGUCAUGAGUGUGGGGGAGAAUGCUUCGGCGUUAAUUCUCAAGAAACUCCCACCUAAAUUAAAGGACCCUGGUAGUUUCACUAUACCUUGCAUAAUUGGUAAAACAAGGUUUACUCGAGCUUUGCUAAAUUUGGGAGCAUCGGUUAAUGUUAUGCCUUCCUCGAUUUAUGAUUCUUUGAAUCUUGGUCCUCUUAAGGAGACGAGGGUAGUUCUUGAACUUGCUAACCGAUCUAAUGUUUACCCAAAAGGGAUUAUUGAGAAUGUUUUGGUGCAGGUUAAUGAGCUUGUAUUCCCAUCCGAUUUCUAUGUCUUAGACAUGAAUGAUGAGAAUUCUUCCAAGUCUACACCUUUUCUAUUGGGUAGACCAUUCUUAAGCACCGCGGAACGAAGAUUGAUGUCCAAAAUGGCGCCUUGA
This is a messenger RNA of Papaver somniferum (opium poppy), 699 nucleotides long. RefSeq lists its product as uncharacterized. The record is from RefSeq and is a predicted model, not a curated record. NCBI's taxonomy places the organism in Eukaryota, Viridiplantae, Streptophyta, Magnoliopsida, Ranunculales, Papaveraceae. The coding region runs from base 1 to 699 and encodes 232 amino acids. The transcript has 2 exons.